This is a messenger RNA of Miscanthus lutarioriparius, 1404 nucleotides long. The record is from the annotation of a GenBank genome assembly. Lineage: Eukaryota; Viridiplantae; Streptophyta; Magnoliopsida; Poales; Poaceae.
AUGGCAUCGUCGUGUAUCGCUGGACCUCUGCUGCUCGCCGCGUGCUCCCACGCCGCCGCCGUCGGGCUCGCCACGCCUGUGGAGUACCAGUACCACAGUUCUGCGGUAACUCCUCUGUCUCCCGCGCAGGAGGACGACGUCGCUGUGUCGUCGUCGGCUCUGCACGUUCGCCUGCUCCAUCACGACUCGUUAGCAGCGAACGCCACUCCAGCCCAGCUCCUCGCGCGCCGCCUGCAGCGGGACGAGCUGAGGGCAGCGUGGAUCAUCUCGAAGGCUGCUGCGAACGGUACGCGGGACGUUGGGCUCUCCAGCGGACGCGGGCUCGUGGCGCCGGUGGUGUCCAGGGCGCCGACGAGCGGGGAGUACAUCGCCAAGAUCGCGGUGGGUUCGCCGGGCGUCGAGGUGCUGCUGGCGAUGGACACGGGCAGCCAUCUCACGUGGCUGCAGUGCCAGCCAUGCCGGCGGUGCUACCCGCAGUCCGGGCCCGUGUUCGACCCGCGGCACUCGACGUCAUACGGCGAAAUGAAUUACGACGCGCCAGAUUGCCAAGCGCUGGGACGAUCCGGCGGCGGCGACGCGAAGCGCGGGACGUGCAUCUACACCGUGGGCUACGGGGACGGUUCUACGACGGUAGGCGACCUCGUCGAGGAGACGCUAACCUUCGCGGGCGGCGUCCGGCAGCCGUACCUGUCGAUCGGGUGCGGCCAUGACAACAAGGGCCUGUUCGGGGCACCGGCCGCGGGGAUCCUGGGCCUCGGCCGCGGUCAAAUAUCGAUCCCGCACCGGAUCGCUUUUCUGGGCUACAACGCGAGCUUCUCCUACUGUCUUGUUGACUUCUUGUCUAGCCCCCCCGGCUCCCUCUCCUCCACCCUCACCUUCGGUGCCGGCGCCGUGCACACCUGCCCGCCAGCGUCCUUCACCCCCACGGUCUGGAACCCGAACAUGGGCACGUUCUACUAUGUGCGACUCGUUGGCGUCAGCGUGGGCGGCGCGCGCGUGCCGGGCGUCACCGAGCGCGACCUACAGCUAGACCCAUACACGGGUCGCGGAGGCGUCAUCCUGGACUCCGGCACCACCGUGACGCGGCUCGCCAGCCCAGCGUACAUCGCGUUCCGUGACGCCUUCCGUGCCGCAGCAGCCGAUCUCGGCCAGGUCUCCAUCAGCGGCCCCUCUAGCUUCUUCGAUACGUGCUACACCGUGGGCGGCAGGGGCGUGAAGGUGCCCGUGAAGCUCCCGCCCAAGAACUACCUCAUCCCCGUGGACUUCAGGGGCACCGUCUGCUUCGCGUUCGCCGGCGCGGGUGACCGUAGCGUUUCAGUCAUCGGCAACAUCCAGCAGCAGGGGUUCCGCGUCGUGUAUGACCUCGCUGGCCAGCGCGUCGUGUUCGCGCCCAAUAGCUGCUGA